AUGGCGAUCGGCUUAUCCGCAGAGCAGGUCCCGACCUCAAUCUACUAUGGCAUCGAUGACCGCAUAUCCUGGGGAUUCUUGACUCAGUUGGAAUCCGAUCAAGAUCGAGUCCGAGAUUGGUUCAAAGUAUUCUUUGACGAAGCAGAAUACAACAAGGCUCGUCGCAGCCAUCCGCAUCCCGAAGAACUCCCGCCUAGCCAUGCGGACGUCAGAAAAUAUUACGAAGACUUCCUCCGCAAACUGUAUCCUCAUAUCAAGAAAAGUCUCAUCGACAACGUGAGGGAUUGGAACACGGCCCACGUUGAAUUCCUGUUCUCGGUGCCCACGACGUGGACCAAGCUGGGCCUGGCACAGGACCUGAAGACAAUCGCUUGUCGAGCAGGCUUCGGAUCUGAUUCUCGAAAUCAUAUAGUCGACGUCAGUCUGACAGAGGCCGAGGCCGCAGCUGUGUACACCUUCAACUCACAGAAUGCAGUAUAUUCGGAUGGCGACGUACUUCUGACCGUAGAUGCUGGCGGGGGGACAACAGAUGUCGCUCUCCUAAAGGUUGCCGAGGCGAGCGGUGAUGGAGCAUCUCUGAGAUCAUUAGACCAGGUUCGAGGCGAUGAAAUUGGGAGCGUCGAAAUCGACAUUGAAUUUGCCGAUCUAGUCGAGAAGCGAUUAAUGGCUGCGAAAAAGGACUUGAACAUGGCGCCUCAUACCAUUCGCAAGCUUGCGGAAAAGAUGUCGCGCUCUCCGACCGGAUUUCGCAGAUGCAAGGAGAAUUUUGGGACAGAGGACAGCUUGACUUUUCCAGAAUUCGAAAUUGAAAUGCCAGGGUGUCCCGACACCUUCAGUCUGCCUUCAGCGAAGGUAAUCCGUGGCAGGAUGAUAUUCUCCCAGGCGGAGAUCCGGGCAUUGUUCGACCGCCAGAUCGAGAAGAUGUUUGACUUGAUCGACUUCCAGAUGAAGCGCAUGGACACAGAAGCGUCAAAUGAGCGAAUAACACAUCUUGUUCUGUCCGGAGGACUGGGAAGUUCUCAGUAUGUCAAGGAUCGUCUUACACAGCGGUACACGGUCGACAGGGUCCAUCGGAGGGCGCCAGAGCUGCGUGUCAUGUCAUCAACAGUGCCACAGCUAGCCGUGGUCAAGGGAAUCGUGCAGAAUCGGAUGCGGAAACUGAAGACUGCCAAAUCGGUGCUGCGAACACGGACCUGCCGGCAGUCUCUGGGUGUCCUCUGCAUACAAAGGUAUAACCCGCGCAAUGUGGCUCACCAACAAGCACAGUUGCACAAAUGUCCCAUCGAAAACAAGACGUACGCCAAUGACCAAGUGAUCUGGUUUGUCAAACAAGGCCAGCAGAUCGACCAAGAUGAAGACCACGUGGAUCAUGAAUUCUGGCGCCGAUUCCUCAAGGGCAAGUGCAAGCCUUGGGAAGACCGCAUUGUGAUCUGCAACAGCGGGGCCAAAGAUUUGCCAAACUCGUUCAAAUCAAAUGAGGGGGCUGUCAAGAUGCUGUGCACAAUGCGCUCAGAUCUUACCUCUGUGCCCUAUUCGGACUUUGAGAAAAGAAAGAAGCGCUGGUGGCGCUGGUGGAACAAGUACGAAACUCACUAUCGAGCCGACUUUACGAUUCGCUUCCAGCUGAAGCCAGCUAGCAUCGACACACAAUUGCUCUUUAAAGGCCAGCGAUACAACACGCCCAACAGCUUUACCGUUCAGUGGGACGAAGGUGUCAAUAUGGCUGCGCCGAAGGAGCAUCGAAGUGACACGCACAACAAUUCCAGUCGACACCGAGGGUAG
This is a messenger RNA of Cyphellophora europaea CBS 101466, 1782 nucleotides long. RefSeq lists its product as uncharacterized. The record is from RefSeq and is a predicted model, not a curated record. Bases 1 to 1782 code for a protein of 593 amino acids. Lineage: Eukaryota; Fungi; Ascomycota; Eurotiomycetes; Chaetothyriales; Cyphellophoraceae. The transcript is spliced from 7 exons.